Messenger RNA from Entelurus aequoreus (snake pipefish), 5255 nucleotides. RefSeq names its product solute carrier family 41 member 1 (gene slc41a3). Gene Ontology annotation, biological process: monoatomic cation transport. Gene Ontology annotation, cellular component: plasma membrane. The transcript has 10 exons. Lineage: Eukaryota; Metazoa; Chordata; Actinopteri; Syngnathiformes; Syngnathidae. The record is from RefSeq and is a predicted model, not a curated record. Gene Ontology annotation, molecular function: monoatomic cation transmembrane transporter activity. Bases 1387 to 2736 code for a protein of 449 amino acids.
GAGCGGAGGGGAGCAGAGCGGGACUACCCUGACAACACAAGAGGAACACUUCACUGCCAGACACCAGCUGCUGCAUCUUAUUACCGGACCUUUCGGAUCUCUUUCUGCUUGUCUUGUUUGCCUGGCACUGGUCGGCGCACACGACAAAUGUCAUCUCAUUAGACUGAUUGAACAGUCACCAUGGUUUUUUUUUUUGGUUUUUUUUGUGAAAGAUGAUUUUGCUCGGGUGGUCAAGUUUAUUACUGAGAGGAUCUAAGAGAUUGAGGACUAAAUCCAACAAAGACUUACGUGCAACUGAAGAUCGGAAACAGUAGUCUUUCUGGAUUUUUCAUCUUAAUAACCUUUCUCACUAAAAAGGCUUUUUCAGCAAGAGUUUAACAGAAGUAAAGCAACAAGAGAUAAGAGAUAAGUGUUAAUGUUGGUGCUGAUAGGAUAGGAUAGACUUUUAUUUAUCUCACAAUGUGGAAAUUAGGUGGUUGCAGUGCAGAUUUGCAGACUUUUCACAUCAUCACUGCUGACUCACCAGUGGGUCAGAGAUGCCAUGCAUCAUUGUAUGCAGGAUGGAAAUGCCAAUAGCCUCUAAACAGUCAAUGUAAUUUAGAUGGUAAGCCUCAGACCAGAGUUAAACUGACUGAUUACUUCAUGAAUGUACCAAUAGAAGUUUGAAUAGAUAUUCUAACAAACUCAUUGUUACAAGUUCCACAACCUAACAACCAAAGAAAGACGUACUGUCUCACGGAAAUGAAACAAAAAUGAUAGGAACUAUCUUAAAACUGUCUAACUGAAAUUUAUUCACUUUUGAAUGUAAACUUAAACAUUGCAGCGUAACAAUGCACGUUGUAAAACCCUCAGCUAAACCCUAAACUAGUCAUUGUAACUGAAAUGUACUCACUUUUGUUCGAUUUUAACUUAAAUCUGUUGGAUGUUAUCCUGAACUGUUAACACAUCGUUAACAGUUAACAAUGGAUCAUUGUAAAUGAAAUGCUUUAGUGUUGAUGGAAUGAAUUCAGCACCUAGCACCUUCUCAUUAGCAUUUUGUAAAUGUACUUUUAUAAAGUGUAGGAAGCACAGUCUUUCAGUUGACUCACCAAUCAGUCUGUCAGACGGUCUGCUUCAUUUCAUCUGAGCUCCCGGGGUCAAGGUACACACAGCUGCUCUUCUUGGAUCUUUAAUUAUGGAGUGAUGUAUUUAUGGGCAGACCACAAGGCCAUUGGACUGUGAUCAGUUGGAGCUCAUUACAACUGAUGACAUCACACCCAGAAGAUUUUCAUCCUAUUUCGCUCUCAUUUCUUUAAGCUGAUUUGACUGCCUCAACAGUCCGAGCUCACAUCUUUGCAUUCACCUUGAUGAAAUGCGGUGAACUGAAGUAACCCCUGUCACUUAAAGAUGGCAGUGACUCAUCUCGAGCUGGAGCUUUGCUACCAGGGGAACAAGUUACGUGGCGUGACGUGGAAGCUAACGCGCUCGGAACAUGGCUUUCUACCUGAGAGCUCGUGGCUCAUCGCUCUGCAGGUCCUGGUACCGUUCCUGGUGUCAGGCCUUGGACUGGUCUUUGCCGGUGUCGUCAUGGACCUAAUACAACACUGGGAUGUUUUCAAGGUGAUCACAGAGGUGUUUAUCCUGGUACCUGCGCUGGUCGGACUCAAAGGAAACCUGGAGAUGACCUUAGCUGCCCGCCUCUCCACUGCUGCCAACACGGGACAGAUGGAUGACCCACACAAACAAUGGACCAUGGUGUGCAGCAACCUGGCACUGAUACAGGUACAAGCGACGGUUGUGGGCUUCCUUGCUGCUGUUGCAGCUGUGUGUUUAGGAGCCAUUUCCAGAGGGGGCAUUGAGUUGGACCAGGCAGCUGUUCUGUGUGCCAGCAGCAUCUUCACCGCAUUUGUUGCCGCUCUCUCUUUAGGCCUGUUGAUGGUUGGUGUAAUCAUCGGCUCAAGGAAAGUGGGAAUCAACCCGGACAAUGUGGCCACCCCCAUAGCCGCCAGUUUGGGUGAUCUGAUCACCCUGUCCCUGCUGGCCGGAGUCAGCACCACCCUAUAUGAACACAUAGAUACCUGGUACCUUUCCCCCCUGGUGUGUGUGGUCUUCCUGGCCCUGAUUCCGCUGUGGGUGGUGGUGGCCCGACGGAACCCUCAGAGCAAAGAGGUUCUUUAUUCAGGGUGGCAGCCGGUUUUAGUCGCCAUGUGUAUUAGCAGCCUUGGAGGCUUGAUACUGGACAAGACGGUCAGUAAUCCCAAUUUCCAGGGGAUGGCUGUUUUCACACCAGUUAUAAAUGGGGUCGGUGGCAACUUGGUGGCCAUCCAGGCCAGCAGACUCUCCACCUACAUGCACCUCUGGAGCAUCCCUGGGGUGUUACCCUACAAGAUGAGGCAGCAUUGGCCCAAUCCCUGCAUGACAUUCUUUUCCUCAGGUCUGAACUCCAAGUCGGCGCGUGUGCUGCUGAUGUUGGUCAUGCCCGGUCACCUGGUCUUCCUCUACGCUAUCUCGCUGUUGCAGGGUGAUGAGGUGCCAAUCACGCUCACCUUUGCCGCCUGCUACCUGUGUGCUGCUGUGCUGCAGGUGUCCAUCUUGCUUUAUGCGGCCGACCUCAUCGUCCGCCUGAUGUGGCGGCGAUCGCUGGACCCCGACAACUUCUCCAUCCCGUACCUGACGGCCCUGGGGGACCUGCUGGGCACGGGCUUCCUGGCCCUGUGCUACCGCUGCGUGUCUCUGGUCCACACGCAGGAGCUCUGAACGCAGGUCUACAUUUCAGCCGGAACUUUCACCUUCUCCUCCCUUCCACUAAGCACUCCCCGCCAUGCUAGGGAAUCCAAGUCAUGACUCUUAGCAGGUGGAAAGACCGCACAGGUAACACGUUCAUCACCUGUCAUCGUCGCCAUGGAGCCGUCCUCCCCCCGUAUUUUUUUUAUUUUUUUUUUUAGGACGGACAGUCUGUAACGAAGCUCAUCAAUUCCGUGACAACAUGCUGCGCACGGACAUUUGUAAGAACGCGCAAGGCAGAUAAUGCACGUCUGCACGAGGUGAAUCCUUUUUUUUUCCCCUUCUAAAAAUAGUCUAAAAGAUCAUUUUCCUCAUGUUUUAACAAGUCAUGUUUGUUGCUUUGUGUGCAGUUUUAAAGCAAACAUUAUUUCACUCAGGGGUGUCCAAGCUUUUUACAGCUGGAGCCACAUUCAGCCAAAUUGAAUGGUAGAUUUUGUACAUUAAAACCUCUUAAAGGCCUACUGAAAUGACAUUGUUUUAUUUCAACGGGGAUAGCAGAUCCAUUCUAUGUGUCUUACUUGAUCAUUUCGCGAUAUUGACAUAUUUUUGCUGAAAGGAUUUAGUAGAGAACAUCGACAAUAAAGUUCGCAACUUUUGGUCGCUGAUAAAAAAAAAAAGCCUUGCCUGUACCGGAAGUAGCGUGACGUCGCAGGUUGAAAGGCUCCUCACAUUUCCCCAUUGUUUACACCAGCAGCGAGAGCGAUUCGGACCGAGAAAGCGACGAUUACCCCAUUAAUUUGAGCCAGGAUGAAAGAUUUGUGGAUGAGGAACGUGAGAGUGAAGGACUAGAGUGCAGUGCAGGACGCAUCUUUUUUCGCUCUGACCGUAACUUAGGUACAAGCUGGCUCAUUGGAUUCCACACUUUCUCCUUUUUCUAUUGUGGAUCACGGAUUUGUAUUUUAAACCACCUCGGAUACUAUAUCCUCUUGAAAAUGAGAGUCGAGAACGCGAAAUGGACAUUCACAGUGACUUUUAUCUCCACGACAAUACAUCGGCGAAGCACUUUAGCUACGGAGCUAACGUGAUAGCAUCGGGCUUAACUGCAGAUAGAAACAAAAGACUGGAAGGAUAGACAGAAGAUCAACAAUACUAUUAAACCAUGGACAUGUAACUACACGGUUAAUGCUUUCCAGCCUGGCGAAGCUUAACAAUGCUGUGGCUAACGACGCCAUUGAAGCUAACUUAGCAACGGGACCUCACAGAGCUAUGCUAAAAACAUUAGCGCUCCACCUACGCCAGCCAGCCCUCAUCUGCUCAUCAACACCCGUGCUCACCUGCGUUCCAGCGAUCGACGGCGCGACGAAGGACUUCACCCGAUCAUCCGUGCGGUCGGCGGCUAGCGUCGGAUAGCGCGUCUGCUAUCCAAGUCAAAGUCCUCCUGGUUGUGUUGCUGCAGCCAGCCGCUAAUACACCGAUCCCACCUACAGCUUUCUUCUUUUCAGUCUUCAUUGUUCAUUAAACAAAUUGCAAAAGAUUCACCAACACAGAUGUCCACAAUUCUGUGGAAUUUUGCGAUGAAAACAGAGCUUUUUGUAUUGGAUUCAAUGGUGUCCGAAUACUUCCGUUUCAACGAUUGACGUCACGCGCGUACGUCAUCAUACCGCGACGUUUUCAACCGGAAGUUUAGCGGGAAAUUUAAAAUGUCACUUUAUAAGUUAACCCGGCCGUAUUGGCAUGUGUUGCAAUGUUAAGAUUUCAUCAUUGAUAUAUAAACUAUCAGACUGCGUGGUCGCUAGUAGUGGCUUUCAGUAGGCCUUUAAAGCCCAAGUUGUUUGUUUACCGUAUUUUUCGGAGUAUAAGUCGCUACGGAGUAAAAGUCGCACCGGCCGAAAAUCCGUAAUAAAGAAGGAAAAAAACAUAUAUAAGUCGCACUGGAGUAUAAGUCGCAUUUUUUGGGGUAAAUGUAUUUGAUAAAAGCCAACACCAAGAAUAGACAUUUGAAAGGCAAUUUAAAAUGUCUAAAGAAUAGUGAACAACAGGCUGAAUAAGUGUACGUUAUAUGAUGCAUAAAUAACCAACUGGUAUGUGAACGUAACAUAUUGUGGUAAGAGUCAUUCAAAUAACUAUAACAUAUAGAACAGGGGUCACCAACGCGGUGCCCGCGGGCACCAGGUAGCCCGUAAGGACCAGAUGAGUAGCCCGCCGGCCUGUUCUAAAAAUAGCUCAAAUAGCAGCACUUACCAGUGAGCUGCAUCUAUUUUUUAAAUGUUAUUUAUUUACUAGCAAGCUGGUCUCGCUUUGCCUGACAUUUUUAAUUCUAAGAGAGACAAAACUCAAAUAGAAUUUGAAAAUCCAAGAAAAUAUUUUAAAGACUUGGUCUUCACUUGUUAAAAUAAAUUCAUUAUUUUUUUUACUUUGCUUCUUAUAACUUUCAGAAAGACAAUUUUAGAGAAAAAAUACAGCCUUAAAAAUUAUUUUACGAUUUUUAAACACAUAUACCUUUUUACCUUUUGAAUUCCUUCCUCUUCUUUCCUGACAAUUUAAAUCAAUGU